UUUAUCCUAUCCUCCGAAAGCCAUGGGGACGAAAGGUAAAGGAAAACGUUGGAAGAAGGAGGAGAAAACGAAAGUGAAAUUUAAAGUUGGGAAAUCGCUGCCAAAAAAUACGAACGUGACGGAUUUGAAGUUUAGAACGCGUAGGAUUGUGGUUCCAGAUCAAAGCAAGGUUGUUGAAGCGGGAGCCGUUGUUACGAGGAAAAGGAAAACUUUGAAAGAUUUGCUCGAGAUGUUGGCCCAUUUCAACUCUAAAGCCAGGAUGGACGGCCUGGAGGGACUUUCCGAAUUAUGCUCCCACAACUUCGCUGAAAUCACCGGCAACAGCGUGUCCGUGUUGACAAAGCUGGGACCAGUGUGUUGCGACAAGGAGGACAAAGUUAGGCGCCUCGCAGCGAAAACUCUUCAUGGCAUAUUGUCGCAAUCCGAACUCGCCGUGCUUUUGCCCUCCUCGCGUGUGCUAGUUGCCAAUGUGAGCGCGGCAAUGACGCAUGUGGUACCCGAAAUUAGGAAAGACUCGCUCAGGUUCUUUGACUCUGUGCUGGACUCGAAACCGGAGCUUCUGUUCGUCGAUGCUGGCCGAGUCCUGAAGGACUUUCUUUGCCAGAUUUCCGCUCCCUUGAACAGUAGUAGAGGUGUGCAAACGGAGUGUGAAUGGAUUCACAAGGUGCUCCAAAGACUCAAUACGUUUUGCCUCGGAUUAGAAGCUGGAGGAGGGUCUGGUGUAAACGAAUCUGUCGGUCAAACCAUAUUGUAUGACCGGCGGAGGCCAAUUUUCGUGGAUUUGCCGCUUUUGGGGAACGAACCCUUGCAAAUGAGGAAACAGACGAGGCUUGAAGAAGUCUUCUCCGAAGAUUUCAUUUCCUCUUUAAUGCCCUUGAUGCUUGCUGUUGCAUCUGACGCGUUGGCUGUGUACGAAGACUCCUUGCCCUUGGCGAAAGCAGAAGUUGCUGCUUGCGUUGCGGAACUUCUUGGACUAGUCAUGAAACAUGGUUCGGGCAUCGCCGAGGAAAACCGGAAGCGUAUUGAACAAACCUUCAAGCACUUCCCGUAUGAAGUUAAUGCCUUGGUGUCCCAAAAGUCGCUUCGAAAGCUUGAUGGUAAAAAAGGUACCAAGAGAGAACGUAAAGAUAACGAGGACACGGCGGAAUCUGGCCUGCACAAAGCCGGAAGCGUAGCCGUAGCUCUGAACCUGUGCCUCGUUCCCAUCUUGGCGCGGAGUUUGGAUAAGGAUGUCCAAAGAAAGGCUGCCAACUAUUUCGUGGAUCUUCUGCAAGAUGGUGCCUGGAUUGGAUUGUGUUCUCCGAAAAAAGUGGCUGCUGCCAUUGAAUCUAUCAGCGCAACGCAGUCCUCGGAUAGUCUUCUUCUGUCUGAUGUUAUUUCGGCUGGUGUAAAAGCAGUUUCGCAGAUGCAUCCACUGAAGAAGGAGCGUUUUGAGAUAUCCAAUGUUCUGAAGACAUUUUUCGAGAAGGAAUUCGUGACAAAUCGGCAGCGGGGCGUUGAUGUCACUGAAUCGAUCCUUUUUGAGUGGGCGCUGGAGACCGUUGGAUUGCUGAGACAUGAUUGUAUUCGACCGGAAUUGUUUCCUUUGUUGGUCGAUCUUUGCAAACUUGGACAUCCGAGAUUGCAUUUGGAAAUGCAGGAUGUCUUGAAGGAGUUCUGCACGGACUUGAAAAGUAAGACGUUCCAUCGUUCGGAAUGGAGUGACGCGAAAGUUGCCAAGAGUUUCCUAGAUUUUUUGAUGUGGAAUUCUGUGCAGUUGGACGAAACGACUGCCAAUGUGAUGGUCAGUUUAGGAAUUUGCGGCGAGGAACAGUUGCAUAAACUUUUCCUGUCGAGUUUGAAAUGAAGCAAUGUUGUUCAUUUGA
Messenger RNA from Notodromas monacha, 1865 nucleotides. The record is from the annotation of a GenBank genome assembly. Lineage: Eukaryota; Metazoa; Arthropoda; Ostracoda; Podocopida; Cyprididae.